AUGGCUGACUCGCCGGAGACGGGUCGAAGCCGGGACAAGGUCCACCACACGGUGACUGCCUGCGUGCGAUGCAGACAAAGAAAGACACGGUGUGACCCCGCGCUUCCCCGGUGCGAGCCCUGUGAAAGGAGCAAUGCGCACUGUGAAUACUAUGACUCAACCAAGAAUCGAACAAUUCCGCGAACAUAUAUCACAUCUCUUCAGGAAACCGUGCGCCGGCUCAAUGAGGAACUCAAGGCAUUGCAGAAAGAGGAGGAAUUCGAACCCGACCACGAGGCUAUGGCGCGUGGCGCAGGCUUGGUCAAAUUCAGUGAGAACGAUGAAUGCCGGUUUCUAGGGCCCUCAAGUGGCAUUGCCAUCACCCGGUUUGUCAUGGAGUUCGCAAAACAAAAUUCGACCCGGAGGACCAUCAAGGACGUCGUACCACAGCAUGCCGCUCAAGAGAUCAAAGACAAAUUUGAUGCCGAAAGCGACAAGCCUACGUCGAAAGUGUACCCUCUUAUCAGUUCGGUCGCUGCCCCGGAUCUCCCGAACCGUGAUCUCAUGGACCGCCUUGUCGAGAUUUACAUGGUCAAGGCUCAGUACAUGCUCCCGCUUCUUCACGAACCUUCUUUCCGUAAGGAACUCCAAGCUGUAUACGAUGGCUCAAAGGACCCAACCCUGAAUUUCCAGGUCCGUCUCGUUGUCGCUAUCAGCAUGCAAAAGCUGGACAAGCAAUACGCCGGUCUGGCCGACAGCUACUAUCUGGCUGCGCUCCCAUUCUUGACAGGCGCUGUCCAGAAGAUGGAUUUGUCAACACUCCAAUGCUUCGCGCUCAUUGCUCAAUAUUCAUUGCUUACUCCGACUCGAACAGCGGCAUACUGGGUGGUGGGGAUUGCGGCAAGGUUAUGUCAAGAGUUGGGUCUGUGCGAAGAAGAGACGAUCCAUCGACCUCCUUCCGGCGCCCGCCCUAAUGCCCUUGAGGUGGACAUGCGACGGCGGCUGUUUUGGAUCAUAACAUCCAUGGAGUACGGCCUUGCGCACAGUCUCGGAAGACCAAGCGCAUUUGGCGUAACUGUGGAUAAUAUCAACGUCAACUUUUUCGAGCUCUGCGACGAUAAAUAUAUCAGCGCAGACGGACUGCUACAAGGUCAUCAUCCAAUCAUGAAAAAGUGCAUCUCAAUACAUUUCUUCAAGAUGAGGCUGCUCCAGGCCGAGAUCAGGCGGACACUGUAUCUCAAGAAGCGAGAGGCACCUGUGCACGACCAAGACCCAUGGUUUCACCAGAUGUUGGCCAAGAUCGACAGCUGGGUUCGUGAUUGCCCCAAGAACGACGAGGGAUCCGGAUUGAGCGAGGCCUGGUUCAUUGGUCGCAAAAACACAAUGAUAGUAUUCAUGUAUCGACCAUCGCCGCAAAUUCCCAGUCCGUCCCUCCACGCAGCUCAGCAAUGCUAUUCUGCAGCCGUUUUCAACAUCAAACUCCAGAAACGCCAGGUGGAAGCGCACUUGAUCGACAUCACCUGGAUCUUUACCCAAGCCAUCUUUAUGGCGCUCAAUACAGUACUCUGGUGUCUGUCCUAUCCUGGCAUUCGACAGCAGCUUCCCUUGGAAGAGGUCCAGAUACACAUUCGGGACGCACUGAGAGCGAUCGACCUCUGCGCUGACCGCUGGCCGGGGGUGCGCUCUGCUCAGCAACUCUACGAGAACCUGGUUUAUGGCUGUCUCAAGGCCUACGAAGCCGACAGCAAGGAAUCACCCGCAUCGCAAUCAGACUAUGUCUCCUCUACAGCGACCCACGAAUUGAAUUCGGCGGCUGCAUCGCAGUUUGCGAACAGUCCAGCCAGUACAACCAAUACAUCGAUCUAUGGUGCCCAGUCCCCCCAAUCCAUCCACAGCGUCCACGUCCCGGCAAAUAAUCACAACUUCAAAAACGCAUCGACUGGCUACAUCGAUCAUGCGGCGGCGCAACAACAAUACCAUUCUCAACCAGAGAUGCUCCCUACGUCGACACAGCCAAUGGCCAAUCCGCAACAACAGUAUAUCCCUGCAACCACACACCCAUCACUUCCCCGCAUUGACGCUACUUCUAUGCACUACAGUCUGCCUGGGUUCGACCCACAUUCCUACCCAGCAACGACUGGUGCCUCGGCGGAUCCUGGUGGUCCGUGGUCAGCCGCGCCUCUCAUACCAGGCGUUAUACCUGGCAUAACGGGCUCUCCCAAUAUGAACUACGACGAUCUUCCAUACCUUGCCUCCUUCGGUCACGAGUACAGUCGGUACAUGGGGCAAUCUUUCCCUCCACCGGGUCCACAAGGGCCCCUUGGCUCUACGGGAACAGGAGCGGUACCAGGUAGCCAUUCUGAUGCUGCUGCCAGAGCAGGCGGUGCGGGCAACUAUGCGAUGCAGAGCCUGAGUUCCCAGCAACAAAUGGAACUCAUGGCUAUUCUGGAGAGUGAGCGGAGUAAUGGCCGACUACCGGAUGUGAGCGGGUUGGUUAGUGAUGCGACGACGUUUUAUACGGCGCAGUUGCCAUGA
Molecule: messenger RNA, 2514 nt
Organism: Fonsecaea multimorphosa CBS 102226
Lineage: Eukaryota; Fungi; Ascomycota; Eurotiomycetes; Chaetothyriales; Herpotrichiellaceae
Exons: 2
Coding region: 1-2514 (837 amino acids)
Biological process (GO): positive regulation of transcription by RNA polymerase II; DNA-templated transcription
Molecular function (GO): zinc ion binding; sequence-specific DNA binding; DNA-binding transcription factor activity, RNA polymerase II-specific
Source: RefSeq, a predicted model, not a curated record